GUCGGUCGAGACGGGAACAAGAUGGCGAUCCCGGGCCGGCAGUAUGGGCUUUUAUUGCCGAAGAAAACACAGCCCUUGCACCGAGUUUUGCAAAAACCGUCAGUGUUCGGGAAUGAUUCUGAUGAUGACGAUGAGACCUCCGUGAGUGAAAGCCUUCAGAGGGAAGCUGCUAAGAAGCAGGCCAUGAAACAGACCAAACUGGAGAUUCAGAAAGCUCUCGCGGAAGAUUCCACUGUGUAUGAGUAUGACAGCAUUUAUGAUGAAAUGCAGAGAAAAAAGGAAGAAAGUAAUCCCAAACUGCUUUCAGGAAAAGAUCGAAAGCCCAAAUAUAUUCACAACUUACUAAAAGCAGUUGAGAUCAGAAAAAAGGAACAGGAAAAAAGGAUGGAAAAGAAAAUACAGAGAGAACGAGAGAUGGAAAAAGGAGAAUUUGAUGAUAAAGAGGCGUUUGUGACAUCUGCUUAUAAAAAAAAGCUUGAAGAGAGAGCUGAAGAAGAGGAAAGAGAGAGGAGGGCAGCUGCCCUGGAAGCACGUUUGGAUGUGACCAAGCAGAAAGAUCUCAGUGGAUUUUAUAGGCAUCUGUUAAAUCAAGCAGUUGGUGAAGAGGCAGUUCCUAAGUCCAGCUUUCGUGAAGCCAGGACUGGAAUAAAAGAGACGCUCAGGGAUUGCUCUGAUGAAACAAAUUCAGAGAACAGACCACCACAGCAGAACUGCAUUCUCCAGAGUGGGAUAAAGGAAGAGGAGGAAAACCCAGAUGCUGACAGCGAUUUUGACACUAAGAGUAGUGACGAUGAUGAAAGGAGAGAAAAUAAAGUCAACCACAGAAGGGAAGAAGACACAGAAGCCUCUAGGAAACACCCCAAACCCCACAAGAAUCGGAGCCACUCACGAUCAUCUAGUGAAGAAAGAGGGCAAAGUACCAAGCACCGCUCCAGAGGUGCCAAGUCAAGAGGGCAUGAGCAAAAGGCAGGCCAGCACCAGGACAGACCGUCCAGAGGCCAAGACAGCUGUCACCUGGAGCGCAGCCAGCGCGGAGAAAAGAACUCUCAUAGGCACAGAGAGGCUGAUCAUAAAGAUCACUACCAGAACAGGCAUGAGCAAGAAGAGAAGCUGAAGGGGCGGGAACAGAGAGAAAGACAGGACAAGGAGAAGAAAAGGGAGAAAUACUCCUCAAGAGAACAAGAAAGAGACAGACAAGGAAAUGACCACAACCGAUACAGUGAGAAAGAAAAGAGAAGCAGAGAAAAAGAAGAGCAUAUGAAAGGAAAGAAGGAAAGAUAUGAAAAUAAUGGUAAAUACAGAGAGAGGGAAAAGCAAGAAGGAAGUGGUCACUCUUCAGAGAGAAAUCAGGACAGAAGGGAAAACAGCCCGAGGCCUAGACCAAAGGAUGACUUUCUUGACCAGGAAAGAUCCAGCAAAAUGAAAAACACAGAAAAGGACAAAGGGGACCAAGGGAAGCCCUCUCGUUCUGAAACAUUACUAGCAACAAAACACAGACUGGAAGAGGAAAGGCCAGAGAAGAGCAGUGAACAAGAGAGGCCCCCUGAGGCCAUGAGCAAGUUUGCAAAGCGGAGCAAUGAAGAAACUGUGAUGUCAGCUAGAGACAGGUACUUGGCCAGGCAAAUGGCGCGGAUGAACGCAAAGACUUACAUUGAGAAAGAGGAUGACUAAUGGCUGCAGGACCUGCAGUUCCUGGGAAGCAUAGAGCACUGUGAGCUUUAGAAAAGCACAUGACUGUGUGAGCACUUGUGUUUUCAAAAUUUGUGAGCUCAGAUGUCAGUUCUUUCAGCUUCAGGGCUUGGCUGGACUUGUAGUAUCGUUUCUAAACUGUUGCACUUUCUUGAUUACACUCAAGAAUUGGAAGGUGUUAAAUCUUCCCUAGGUUCUUUAUAAGGAAAACUGACUUCACUGUAACCAUUAAAAAUAGUUCUUAUAUAAUGUUGCUUUUGAGUUUUUUUGUUAUUGUUUUGUGUUAACUAUUUAUUUUACCUGUAUGCGUGCUUUGCCUGCCUGUAAGGCAGUGCACCAAGUGGGUAGGUACCUAGUACCUGCAGAGAAGGCCGGAAGAACUGGAUCCCCUGGAACUGAAGUUAUACAUGGCAAACCACCAUGUAGCUGCUGGGACGCAAAUCUGGGGCCUCUGUAAGAGCAGGCAGUGCUCUUCACCACUGAGCCAUCAUCUCUCCAGCUCUGAGGGUUUGGGUUUUUUUUAAUUCAGCUUUUGCUUGGGGGGUGGUUGAAUGUUUUUUUUUUUUUUUAUUUUGGGGGGUGGGUGUUGUUGUUACUGAGACAGUAUCUCUCCCUUGUUGCCCAAGCUGCUCUGGAACUCCUGUGCUCAAGGGUCUCAGCCUCUCAUGUGCUAGAACUACAGGCAUAUGACCGACCCCAUGCACAGCUGGUCAUGUUUCUCUUACUGCAGAAACGAAUUUGUAAAUAUUACCUUGUAAGUUUGUAAAAUGAAAAUACAUAAACUUUAGAAGUAUAGAAAGUGGUAUAUGCUCAGACAUUUGUGUUGAAAUGUAACGUGUAUCAUGCAUGUGUCUAAACAACAUUUUGAUCACAGCACACUUGCUUAAAUAAAACCACGGUGAUGUGCGCCUGCAUUUAAUUCAUUUUUUACUUAGUUUAAAUGUAAUUUCUGGGGUAGGAACAAGGCUCAGUAGUGGAACUCUUGCCUGACAUGCACAGGCCCUGGAGUUGCCAUAAUUAAUAUAAUAUGAAAGAGCAGUAAUUUUAUUCAUGUUUAAUUUUGUUUAGAUGUCACUUUAGUUUGUAAGUUUGUAUUUUACAAGUUCCUAAAUUGUGUAAGUAAAUCUGUGAGCUGAGAAUGAAAAGAUGUUUCGUAUACUCCAACAAGGAGACUGAAGCUUGUUAAAUUUCCAUCUCCAUGUUCAAAUAAAACUACAAUUUCUGAACUAA
Molecule: messenger RNA, 2919 nt
Organism: Psammomys obesus (fat sand rat)
Lineage: Eukaryota; Metazoa; Chordata; Mammalia; Rodentia; Muridae
Gene: Nsrp1
Product: nuclear speckle splicing regulatory protein 1
Exons: 7
Coding region: 22-1671 (549 amino acids)
Biological process (GO): regulation of alternative mRNA splicing, via spliceosome
Source: RefSeq, a predicted model, not a curated record